AUGCUUCGAACAUUAGCGACGCGCCUCCCGCGGCGCACCGUCGCCGCAGCGGCGCCGGCCUCAAGACUCACCACUUCCGCACUCCGCGCCACUACCACCCGGGCACUAUCAACAACACCACCAACACUAAAGGCCCCUCCCCGCGGCCCGAAAAACGUCAAGAUCGAUGCCAUCCCCAAGGAACCGACGGACCUCGACGCGAUCACGACGCUGUCCAACGGCCUGCGCGUCGCCUCGGAGGCGCUGCCGGGUUCCUUCUCGGGGGUGGGCGUCUACGUCGACGCCGGCUCGCGGUACGAGGACGCCGGGCUGCGCGGCGUAAGCCACAUCAUGGACCGCCUGGCGUUCAAGAGCACCUCGGGCCGCACCGCCGACGACAUGAUCGAGCAGGUCGAGGCGCUCGGCGGCAGCAUCCAGUGCGCGAGCUCCCGCGAGAGCAUGAUGUACCAGGCGGCGAGCUUCAACGGCGCUGUGCCCACGACGAUUGGGCUGCUGGCCGAGACGAUCCGCGACCCGAACCUGACGGAGGAGGAGAUUGCAGAGCAGCUGCUCACGGCGGAGUAUGAGAUUAACGAGAUCUGGAGCAAGCCGGAGCUGAUCCUGCCGGAGCUCGUGCACACGGCGGCGUUCAAGGAUAAUACGCUGGGCAACCCGCUGCUGUGCCCCGAGGACAGGCUGGGUGCGAUUUCGCGGGAGACGAUACUGCGGUACCGCGAUUUGUUCUACCGCCCGGAGCGCAUCGUGGUUGCGUUUGCUGGUGUUGAGCACGGAGAGGCAGUGCAGCUGGCGGAGCAGUACUUUGGCGACAUGAAGGCUUCAGAACCCACGCUCUCCCGCACCGGCUCAGAAACCUCCAUCUCAGACGCCUCAUCCUUCGCUUCCUCAACAUCCUCCUCCUCGCCCUCCCCCGUCCAACAACCCUCCAAGCUCCUCUCCAAAGUCCCCUUUUUCAAAAACCUCUCCACCUCCGCCCCCGCCAACGCCGACGUCCUCGCCUCCUCCACGCCCCUGACCCACGACAUCAACGCCCCCGCCCACUACACCGGCGGCUUCCUCUCCCUCCCGUCCCAGCCCCCCUCUAACAACCCCAGCAACCCCAACUACACCCACAUCCACCUCGCCUUCGAGGGCCUGCCCAUCAACUCGGACGACAUCUACGCCCUCGCGACCCUCCAAACCCUCCUCGGCGGCGGCGGCUCCUUCUCCGCCGGCGGCCCCGGCAAGGGCAUGUACUCGCGCCUCUACACCAACGUACUCAACCAGCACGGCUGGGUCGAGUCGUGCGUGGCCUUCAACCACUCGUACACCGACUCCGGCCUCUUCGGCAUCUCGGCGUCGUGCAUCCCCGGCCGCACCGCGAGCAUGCUCGACGUCAUGUGCCGCGAGCUGCGCGCGCUCACGCUCGACACGGGCUUCUCGGCGCUCAAGAAGGGCGAGGUCGACCGCGCCAAGAACCAGCUGCGCUCCUCGCUGCUGAUGAACCUCGAGAGCCGCAUGGUCGAGCUCGAGGACCUGGGCCGGCAGGUCCAGGUGCACGGGCGCAAGAUCCCCGUGACGGACAUGUGCCGCAAGAUCGAGGCGCUGACGGUCGAGGACCUGCGGCGCGUGGCGCGCGUGGUGGUCGGCGGGAUGGUGGAGAACGCGGGCCGGGGCAGCGGCGCGCCGACGGUUGUGCUGCAGGAGGCGCAGGCGCACGGCGUGAGCACGCAUUCGUUGACGUGGGAGGCUAUCCAGAAUACGAUUCAUGACUGGCAGCUGGGCAAGAGGUGA
This is a messenger RNA of Colletotrichum gloeosporioides, 1770 nucleotides long. RefSeq names its product Mitochondrial-processing peptidase subunit alpha. NCBI's taxonomy places the organism in Eukaryota, Fungi, Ascomycota, Sordariomycetes, Glomerellales, Glomerellaceae. Gene Ontology annotation, cellular component: mitochondrion. The coding region runs from base 1 to 1770 and encodes 589 amino acids. Gene Ontology annotation, molecular function: metalloendopeptidase activity; metal ion binding. The transcript has a single exon. The record is from RefSeq and is a predicted model, not a curated record.